This is a messenger RNA of Bipolaris oryzae ATCC 44560, 1440 nucleotides long. RefSeq lists its product as uncharacterized. NCBI's taxonomy places the organism in Eukaryota, Fungi, Ascomycota, Dothideomycetes, Pleosporales, Pleosporaceae. Gene Ontology annotation, cellular component: cytosol. The transcript has 7 exons. The record is from RefSeq and is a predicted model, not a curated record. Gene Ontology annotation, biological process: purine nucleoside catabolic process. Gene Ontology annotation, molecular function: purine nucleosidase activity. Bases 1 to 1440 code for a protein of 479 amino acids.
AUGGCGCCUAACAAGAUUAUUAUCGAUACCGACCCCGGCGUCGACGAUGUUCUGGCGAUGCUUCUCGCGUUUUCGGCAAAGGCUGAGGAACUCGAUGUUCUGAUGCUCAGCUUGACAUUUGGAAAUGUUGAGGUGCAAAAUUGCUUGAGGAAUGUGGUCACGCUUUUCCAACAGAUUGAGAAGGAGAGGGCGUGGCGUAAGGAACAUGGUCGGCCAGAGGGGUUUGAGACGCUGAAUGCGAGGAAACCUAUUGUUGCUGUUGGUGCUGAAGAGCCGUUGGCUGAGCAUAUGAUGGUUGCGGAUUUCUUUCAUGGGAUUGAUGGGCUUGGAGGAAUUCACCACAGUCACCCACAUCUCUCACCGGCCGAGACAUGGAAGACGCUUUUCAAACCUACGCCAGAGAACCUUUCACCAGAGGAAGCAGCAGAGCUUCAAAAAGUCAAGGAUCAGCAUUCUCUUUUUACGCCAUCGCUUAAGCCUGCACAUAAGGUUAUGCUGGACUUGCUUAGGGAGAAUGAACCAGAUACGGUUACCAUAGUAGCUAUGGGUCCGUUAACAAACCUUGCUGUUGCUGCAGCAGAGGAUCCAGAGGCGUUUCUCAGGGUCAAGGAAGUUGUUGUUAUGGGUGGUGCUAUCGAUGCACCUGGAAAUCGAUCGCCGCCUCCUCUACACCUCAUCUAUUCUCCUGCCACAUUGUCGAUCCCAGUCCCUCCCUUUAAUCUGAUCAAGCAACCAAACACUCCCUUGCGCCUCUCGCUAAACCUACGAAACCAGAUGACACCCGGUGCGGAAUUCAACACCUACGCCGACUCAGUAGCCAGUGCGCGCGUCUUCGCCCUCACAUCGCAAAACCCUCACCUGACGAUGCCACCCACGCUUUCCAGCACGCAAAAACAAGCCAAAUUGGCCCCUUACCCCGCUCAACUAAGCAAGCGACUAACAAUCAAGCUCUUCCCCCUUGACACAACAGAACAGCAUCUCCUCCCCAAAUCCAUAUACGAAGACUACAUCUCACGCGAGGGCACAAAGGGAAGCCCCCUAUCCGAAUGGACGCACCUCUUCCUCUCCCCGACCUUUGCAAAGAAUGCCUCGCUAAACCCGCAACACCAAGACGACGCAAAACAAAGCCUCCAGCUCCACGAUCCACUAACGAUCUGGUACGCGCUCUCUGCCUCGAAUCCCUUGUGGAAAUUCAAAGAGGAAGAUGUGCGUGUUGAGACGAGUGGGCAGUGGACACGUGGUUGCACAGUUGUGGAUCGGAGGGGCCGCACGAUUACGGAGGGGAUGACGGAUUUGAGUGAGGAGGUUGUGGGGGAUGCGGGGGGUUGGAGGGACUCGCGGAGGGGGAACCGCGUGGCGUGGUGUACGAAGAGUCCUGGGGAGAGUAAGUUUGCGAGGGUGAUUUUGCAUCGGGUUUGGGGGGAUGGGGAGCAGUGGUGA